Molecule: messenger RNA, 501 nt
Organism: Ceratina calcarata
Lineage: Eukaryota; Metazoa; Arthropoda; Insecta; Hymenoptera; Apidae
Gene: hoka
Product: membrane protein hoka
Exons: 3
Coding region: 45-332 (95 amino acids)
Source: RefSeq, a predicted model, not a curated record
UUCUUAUUCCAUCUUCCCCGCGCGCGGUGUAUUUCGAGACAACAAUGUGUUCCAAAAGAAUGUUCUGCUAUUUUGCUAUCGGGCUGCUGAUCGUGGGAAUGCUGACGGAAGGGGCUGAAGCGAGACGAAAAAUCCUGAAAGGGCGAAAAACAAUCACACGGCAUUAUUACUGGGGUACCGCGAUACCAGCGUGGUCCAUAGUCCUCAUCGUAGGUAUCAGCAUGUUGCUUGCUGGCGGUGGACUGUACGUGGCGUUACAAAAAUUCGUGAUCGACAACGCCGAUCGUGGCGAAUCUCACGUGUAUCAACCAGCGAUGCAAAACGAACCAUGAACGUGUACACCUUCUCCCUUUUAAUGGAGGACAGUCGUAUAUCGCCUUGUAUCUAAUCUCGAUGAAUUUAAUGUUAAACGCAAAAAUUCGUUAAAUAUCAAAUUAGUUAUUUCCGAUUUAAUCGUUUGUUCGACGACGCGCCACUGUAUUAAAACAAAUUUGAUACGAA